Messenger RNA from Acaulospora morrowiae, 628 nucleotides. Lineage: Eukaryota; Fungi; Glomeromycota; Glomeromycetes; Diversisporales; Acaulosporaceae. The record is from the annotation of a GenBank genome assembly.
GUCUUGGGACUCGGAUCCAGAAAAGCGGCCUCAGCUGAUUGAAAUAAAGAAGGUGCUGGAAAAUCUUCAAAAACAAAUAGAACUAUGUUGUGAAUAUCCAUAUGAUUCCAUAGAACCAGAACCAGAAGAAAACCUCCAAAUAUCACAAAUCACAAAAACAUUUGAUAAUACACAUUUAUAUUCUACCGAUUAUAUCUCGGAUGUUGAUUCUACUUCAAACUUUGAUUCAAAAAUAUCCGAUUUGGUCAAAGAAUUUGGAGAAUUAAUCAUUGAACACAAACUUGUAGGCUCACUAAAAACAAAAGAAGCGUUUCUAAAGUUCUUGAACGACUAUGAAAAUGAAGCACCAAAAGUUUUCAUUUCAUUACAAGCAACGCGACAUGAGCAAAAAGAUCUAUUUCUAGCCUUAUCAUAUUUUCAUGGAUUUGGUGUAGAAAAAAAUAUCAAAAUGUAUUUGGACAGCCUUGAAAAUGCAUGCGCAAAAGAUAUUGUUGAAUUUUAUUAUUACGGUAUUGGUGGAGCAGAAAAAGAUACAAAACUCGCAUUACACAUGUUAAAAAGUGCUGCUACAGUUGGGUACAUUCCUGCAAUGUAUUGGUUAGGAUAUUGUUAUCAAUAUGGAGCGGGU